UACAAUUCGCAGAACUCCGUGAAUUGUACAUUUUACAUCCUUUUAAAGUGAUAAAUUCAUAUCAGUCUGUGUAUCCUUUAUUGAUCAAGUGCUGUAGGGAAACGUCUACAUGUAUCUCAUAAUUCACAUUUAAAAGUUCUGUGUCAUGUUGGAUUGUUGUAAAUGUGUUUCUUUAGAUAAAUGGGUGAAAUUUUAUUUUUGGUGGUAGUGUCUGAGAAAUGGAGGCAAUGAUUCAAGUGAUGUAAUUCAUGAUGAUCAGAGAAAUUUACAUACUGAAGAUGGAAAAAACUGGAAACUCUUGAAAAACAAACUAAUGGGAACUGAUUUACUGUGAUACCUAUAGAAAUGGGGACAAACUCCUCAUUUCCUGAGGGUUCUCCUCCAGGGGGCAGGAUGUCUGCCUUCAACAGACAGACACACAUUUACAAUUUGUCUGACACAGACCUGAGUGUAAAGGAGAAGAAGAAAAAGUCCUCCAAGUUAACCACACUUAGAAAGAGGCUCAUCCGAUCCAGGCGACAUAGCCGCUCAAUGGACUAUGGCAAAGCUUUAAGGGAAAUGAUAACAACAUGGUCCAUACGAGAACUUAAAGCACUCAUUCAGGAGUAUGAAGUGUUAGUCACACUAAAGGAACUCGCAAUGGCAGCCAAUUUGGCUAGACCUUUGGCAAAUUCUUUGAAGCAGGAUUUAGCAAUGUUGUUCGAUUCCAAAUGUUGUACGGAUAUUGACCUUGUAUAUAAAGGAGCAUGUUUCCCGGCUCAUCGUGCUAUAUUAUCAGUGAGGAGUCCCUAUUUUAGGGACUUAUUAAAUCGGUACCCAGGAGUUGGGUGCCAGGUUCCUGUUAAACUACGAACUAUUGGUGUGGAUGUUGUGUUGUUCGCUACAUUACUGCGGUAUCUUUAUACGGAUGAAAUUCAUUCUCAUGAUCUGCGUCCAGACCAUCAAGAAAGUCUAGCUAAGCUGGCAGAUGAAUUUGGUGUUCCAAACCAGCUAGAGCAUGAUCUUAGGGUUCUGUUAGACUCGGGGAAUUACAGUGAUGCUGUGUUAGUGUUCACAUGUGAUGGAAAUUGUACAGACUCUUCACCUGAAAAUGAGGCUCCGUGUAAAUCAGUGGUACAUGAACUGAGGUGUCACAAAGCAAUUUUGGCAGCAAGGUCACCGUUUUUCAAAAAUCUUCUGAUCCGAAGAGCUCGGUCAGGGGAGGAUUUAGGUUUACACACCCAAUCAAAAAUAGUGCUAGAUGAGACAAUAAUUCCAAGGCGUUAUGCCAGAGUACUUUUGAACACAAUAUACCAGGACUCUGUUGACCUAUCGCUGAUAUUAAGAGGCAGUGCAAGCAUGUGCAGUUUAAGUGAAGUCCAAGCUAUCGUAGCAGGGCGAGGUCAGAUGACCUUGAUAGAGGAGGCUAUGGAGGUGUACCAAAUAGGACAGUUCUUGGACUUUCCAGUCCUAUUUCAAGGUUGUGAGGACAUAAUAGCCGAGGGGGUUUCUCUGGACAAUUUGGCUAGUGUGUUGUCAUGGAGUUCUGAACCACAUGGGUCAAAGUGGGUCCACAACCAGGCCCUUCACUUCAUCAGGGAGGAGUUCCUUCAGGUGCUUCACUCCUCGGUUCUCAUGGAACUGUCCAGAGAGUACCUGAAAGAGGCCCUUUCCUCCGACUUUUUACAGGCAGGAGAGUUGGACAUUCUAUCAGCCAUUAUAAAGUGGGGAGAGAAUCAGUUAGUGAAGAGGUUGGAGGAGAGAGAGCCCAACUUACUAAGCCAUACAGCACACAGCAUCAGUAGGAAAGGUGUUAAGAAGCGUGAUCUCAAUGACGAAGAGCUCAAGGACAUACUGGCUGAUUUGCUGCCUCUAAUACGGACAGAUCACAUCAUACCCCACAGCAGUGAAGUUCUUAACAGUGCAAUAAAACGAGGGCUGGUCUGUCGCCCACCAAGUCACAUGAUUGGAGACGAAGGUUUUGUAGUGCAAUCAUCUUCCUGGAUACGAGGCAAAAACAGUGGAUUGUUUAUCCGGCCCAGGCUCUUUGGUCCAUAUUAUGAGGAUGCCAAGACUGUUCUGGAGGAGAGGCUUUCUCAGGGCCAGGACCACGAGUCUGGGCGUGUCCGAACAAUUCAGAUGUCGGCCAUACCAGACACGCUGUAUAUGGUGGAUAACAGCCAUUAUCCAACCGGCCAUGUCAGCCUUCCUAGCUGUAACACUGUGGAUAUCAUAGCAGGGACUAUACCAGUGCCUGACAAUGCCACCAUACACAGAAUGCUGCACAGAGAGAGAGAAUUACAAAAUAGUCCCACUGCCCAGAGAGCUAUGACCCUGCCAUUAAGUGACCGCCGGGCUGUCCACUACCAACUCCGGCUGAGGACAGUCCGUGAGUUUGGACUUCCAGAUUCUACAGUGGAGGUUCUACAGAAUACAAACACUUACUACCCUCCAGACCCUCUACCUCCAUCACUGCCGGCGAAAACCCAUUCACUGAAAAAGUACCUGAUAUCACCACGGAAACGCAAACAGAGUCCACCACUCAGCAAGAGAACCCCUAUCGGGAGCCCCACCAAACCUGUGCAGUGUGUUCCCCCCUCCCGCUCUUCACAGGGGGCCUCCAGAGAGACUGAUUUGAGCCCAUGCAGUGACAGUGCCUUAAGUGACACCAUGCCAGAUAUUGCCAUGGCAUCAGCUUCACUCAGUCAGAUUCACCUUCAGGACGAGUUUGACCUUGACAUUGGUGACAGAGGUAGCCAUCAUGGCACUAUGUACAUUUGAUGUCUGUGUAUGUACAUGGAUAGUUGGAGGGAUUGUUUUCUCUUAUUUAUUACAGAGUUACGUCUGAAAUGGAAUCACCACCUCUGUGUUGUUUAUUGUUGAAAAAGUUUCUAUUUUUAUUCUUUGUUGUCACAUAUCAGAUAUUUUCAUUUACAUUGCAGAAUUAUAUUGCAUGUCAUUUUUAAAAAACCCCAAGAUGAAGUGAAAUAUACAUGUACAUGAUCUACAUUCACUGUACCAUUAGUUUGUUGGUUACUUUGUAUUCAUAAUUUUUCCUGCAGAUAUGUUGAAAGUCAAAGAAUAACCUAAUUUUCAAGGUAGCAUUUCUGUACAAGUGGCAUGAUAACAAACCAAAAGAAUAGGAUAUAGAGUUCUUUAUGCAUUUGAAAUUUUGUGAUUUUUUUUUCUGUCCAUAUUCCAAGAGAAUUUAUUUGCACUGUGAUAUCUGCAAAAUAUGAAAAGAAAAAAAUGUUUUUAAUAAGUUUGUUUUAGUGCUAUAUUCGUUUCACAUACCACUGUUCAUUAUAUUCACCUUUCAUACAGGUCAUAAUUUAUAUUUGCGUACUUGUUUUAUUAUUGUUGUUAGUGUUGUUAUCUCCCUUGACUCUGAAAACUUGAGCAACCACUGUUUGGCUCAAAGAGUGUAGCACGAUAUACAAAGAGAAUCUAUUUAUAGAAAUUCUUUGUACUGGUUGUUUAAAUAGCUGAUAAAAGCUCUAAAUCAUUUAGCAUGCCUGAGCUGAAAGCUCAAGUGAGCUUUUCUGAUCGGAAGUUUAGAGCUGAAAUGAAUAUCAAAAAUCAAUAUUUGAAUAUUUAGGACUACUAGUUGUAUUUGAAUAUUCAUGAAAAGAUUUAACUUUUUAAAAAUAAACUUUCAGAUUCUGGAACCCUUAUGAUUAACUACAAUGAAUUUAUUAAUUGGUUUCUUAUAAGUGUUAUAAUGACGAAAUUUUCACAUCUCACAAAAAAUGUCAACAAUUCAAUAUACUAGUAUGUGAUAUAGAUAUCAAUUGCAAGUAUUCAAAGAUUUGUUUCAGCUCUACAAAAGUCGCAUGUCGUUUGUAUGUCUGUAAGCUUAACAUUUUCUACUUCUACUUGGAAACACAGGGAUAACUUCUACCAAACUUGGUACAAAGCAUUCUUUGGUGAAGGGGAUUCAAAGGACACACACAUUACUAAGGGAGAUUAUGAAAAAAAAUAUAUGUAUAGUGAAAAUAGGGUGGGGUGUUUUAAAUCUUUCUCUAAGAACCAUCAAUCUAAUAAAGAUUUUAGAUUGUUUAAAUCAUGAUCCGUGGAGGUAGGUUUGGGCCACGAAGGGGAUGUUAAAGUUUUACAUAGGAAUUUAUAAGAAAAUUAUUUAAAAAUCUUCUCAAGAAACUACCAGGGUUUACUUUAUCCAGUUAUAUGCAAGCAUCCUCAUGUAGUGCAGAUUCAAAUUGUUCACACCAUUAAGCCCAGAGUCUUAUCAGACCACAAAGGAGUUUUACUUGUGAAUAUAUAGGAUUAUUUUCAAAGUUUACUUUUCAAAAACUACAAGGGUACAAUAUGUCAAAUAUAAUAUUACAUGAUAGAGUGCUUGUGUAGUAUGGAUUCAAGUUUGUUCACACCAUACUUUGUUGGGCAAGAUUAGGGCCUUGUUUUGCUGAGGGAAAUGUUACUCGGGUGAGCAGUGUGGCCCAUGGGCCUCUUGUGAAACUCUGUUUUUAGUUAUUUUUGUGUACUAGUAUUUGAUGUGUUCUCUGAUAUAUCUGUUUGUGAAAUGUUUUGUGUUUUUACAGAUUUUGUCUUGGACUAUAUAUCUCCCAUAUGUCAGGGUAAAAAUGUGUAUUAAUUUAUUUCAUGCUACGCUCAGCUACUUAAUAAUUUGAGCUUGGUUUCUCCUGAAUGUAGAUGAACAUCAGCCACUUUGGCAGUUUGCAUGAGACUGUCUGCUCUACUAUUUAACAAUAUCAUGAUAGUACUUCUGUCUUUCUGAAUUUUGGAAACAAUCAGUAAUAGUAGAUACAAUCAAGUGUUUAGUUUGACUAGUAUUAAUUGCAGAUUACUGUGAAAUCUCUAAUUUUCAUAAUGUAAAGUUUUUGUGGAAUCAGAAUUGAUAUUUUUUGUGGAUUUUUUAUUUCAUGAUAGUACCAAGUCACAAGCUCAUGUUGGCUACUAUUAAGUGGAAUCUUGAUUUUGUGGCUGGUUACUUUCUCCUGUUCAAGAAUUGUAGAUGAAAACAGCAAAAAUUAUACACCUAUGAAUAAUAGUGAUUUCACAGUGAAUUUCAUUUGAAAGGAAAAAUGGGAUGUGUAUUCAGUUUUGUUUUCAAUAUUAUUAUACUGAGAGAAAUUGCAUACAUACCUGCUUCUUAUGUCGAAAUGAAAAAGGAGACUAGUGUUCCCGAUGUAGUGUAAGAUUCUAGGAAUGGGUAAACUGCUGUGUAAUUGUAUGUACACUGAGCUCUGUUAUGUUGUGUUGUUUUAGGUGAGAGAAUCUUUAAUUAUUUGUUUUAUGGAUUAAAGAUAAUGGGUCAGAUGAGUAGAUAAAAGAGAAAUAAUCAAAAUCAUUCAAAAAUCAAGUUGUAUUGUGAAAAAGUCUAAGCAUGUUUGUUAUCCAAUUUAGGUUUUAUUAUAUGUUAUCCAAGUGUUCGUAAUUUGCUUUCUAUGUUCAUGUAUUACCAAAUUGCGCGUGUGUGUGUGUGGGGGGGGGGGGGGGGGGGGGGGGUUAAGAUAGGUAGUAUGCAAUUGUUAAGAGUUAUUUUCAGUUUUAUUUUUAUUUCAAUUAUGAACCUAUUAAACAAUAAAUUAAUUUUUUUCUCACCUUGCGUAUCAUUUUAGAGAGACUGUGAUACUGUUGAAUUUUAUCAUAUUUUGAGACUGAUAUUAUAUGAUAGAUCAGUGUUAUAAGCAGAUAAUGCUGUUAUACUUGUAUAUCGGUUUGUCCCAGCUCCUUAAGUAAAGUCUUUUACUAUCUUCAUCACAGAUGAGGUGAUUUUAGAAUGGGUUAGAAGUAAACUUUGAAUAUCCAUAUUGUGCAGUAUUAAGAUGAAGAUAUAUAUUAUAUAUCAGUAGACACUUCCAGUUAUUUUAUGGUAAUAUCAUGGAUACAUAUAGACAUUUUAUGGAAUAUUACCUGUACUUGGGUGCAUCCUCGGACUUCGUAUCAUUAGAGGGGUGUCAUUUCCAUAUCAUGCUACAGACACUCAACUAUAUGAUUGUGAAAGUUGUACAUAUUGACAAAUGUUAGAAAAUAAAUAUUACUGAGGCUAAAAUUCUAA
This is a messenger RNA of Ostrea edulis (European flat oyster), 6019 nucleotides long. Its product is annotated as BTB/POZ domain-containing protein 7-like. Gene Ontology annotation, biological process: morphogenesis of a branching epithelium. The coding region runs from base 346 to 2760 and encodes 804 amino acids. Gene Ontology annotation, molecular function: protein binding. The record is from RefSeq and is a predicted model, not a curated record. NCBI's taxonomy places the organism in Eukaryota, Metazoa, Mollusca, Bivalvia, Ostreida, Ostreidae. The transcript is spliced from 8 exons.